AGGCAGGUCAGUGGUGGGCUGGGCCGCAGGGCGAGUGGCUGCAGCCGGCUGGGACCAUCCCCGUGGGCAUCCCCAAGGAAAGAGGGGACGAGGGGACAGGGCUGUUCCCCACGCUGGGCUCUGGCCAUGCUCCAUCCACGGGCACUCCCAGCCCCAUCCUGCGGCCAGGGAGACGGGGGUCAGUGUCCCCACCAGCCCCUGUCACGGGGCUCGGCUGUGUUCUCCAGCCUCUCCCGCAGCCCCUCAGCUCUGCCCACGCUUGGUCUUUGCCAGAUCCCAGCUGGGAGCUGCCAGAAGAGGAGCAGAAGCAGGAAGACACCCAUGUCCUGCACAACCCCAGAGCAAAGGUACCCACAGCCAGCCCUGCUCUCGCUGCCCAGCCAAGCACCGCUGUUGGGCACUCGGUGUGGCAUCCUUCUCUUCCCUGCCGUUCCUAUUCCCGCAGCUGUUUUGGGAAACUGUCCACCCCAAAGACUGUGAAGGCUCCACUGUUGAGCUCGCUGAGGCCAUGACAGAAGGACAAUCCUACGACGCGGAGGCUGGUGCUGCUCUGCUGGAUAUGCUUGUGGAAAGCGAGGUCUCCACUUUGAAGCAGGUGCCCAGGAUUGUGCGGUGCAUCCACCAGUGGUUCAUGACCAACACGGACGAGUCAGUUGAGCACAGCCUGGACAACACCCUUGUGGAGCUCACCGACGCGCACCCCCAUGAUGUGGUGGUGGCCCUGCUGCGCUGUGCCCCAUCGUGCGACCGAGCCGCUGCAGCCAUGUGGAGGAUGAUGGUCACCACCAGCAUGACCACAAAGAAGGUGUUCCGGGAGCUGCUCUGCGUGCUGGAGGACUGGCCGCUGCACAGCACGUCCACCUGUGACGGGGACCAACAGGACGUCCUUGCCCUGGCUGCAACCAGGGCUCUGUGGGAGAUACUUCAAAUGCCCAGGUUCCCAAGAGGGCUGAAGGUGUAUUUCCCUCGCCUCCUCCUGGCUCUGCUCUUCCAAGUUGUGUACAGCACAGAGCAGAUGCCAGACGAGGUGGAUACUUUCUGGAGGGAAUGCCAGGAGGAAGGCGGCCUUCCCACCAGCCCCAGCAGGUUUAUAGUGCUGACUGUGAAAGCACUGCUCUGCCGUCUGGGCUACAGGCUUGUAGCCUUUGAAGUGGAACGUAAGCGUGGCUGGGACACGCUCCUCCACGCUGAGACCCACCACUGCGCAAUGGGGCUGCUGGCCAGAGAGAUCCGUGUUGUCUCAAGACACCUCAAUGCCUCUGUGGCGUCCUACCUGGUCGAGCUGCUCAGCAGGAAUGAGCCCCGCUGUGAGCUCCCUGCCAUGGCGUUCCUUGUGGAGAUCCUGGCCUCCCCUGGCCCAAAUGUAAGAGCUGAGAGCUUCCUGCAGCUUGUCCCAAGAUACCUGCAGAGCAACUGCAGCAUGACGCGUUCCCUGCUGCUCAAAGGCCUCAACGUGAUCUGCGACACACCGUGGAUGGUCCCAAAAAUGCGGUUCCUGGUGCAAAGACUCACGGAUCUACUGCAAGACGCAGAUAUGGAUAUGGUCAGGAUGACCCUGUCUGUGCUCAGGAAGGUGGUCCGUGACCCGAGCGUCCCAAUUUCCACCCCCAUCGCUCUGCAGCUGGCUGAGAGGCUCCAGCCACUCUUUGACAACGAGUCCUGGUAUGUGCGACAGCUCUCCGUCAGCAUCUUUAAAAAGGUGAUAGAGCGUGUAGCAAAUGAUGGAAAAAAGCUGCUGAAGACGCUUGUGCACCAGAGCCUGCUCCCCCUGAUCUUCCACGUGUUUGAUGAGAACAAGGCCGUGGCAGCGACCUGUAGGGAUACCCUGCUGCAAGCUACCGCUUUCCUGAAGAAGGAGAAGCUCAGGCAGGUGGUGUUAAGGGAUCAGCAGACAGAGGCGAUGGGCGAGUGCCUGCUGGUAGAGUGCCGCAGCAGAGCAGCAGAGUACCUGGGUCAGUCAUUGACGUACGUGCAGAGCCCACAGGACUCCAUACGAGAGGCAGCCGUCGCGUUCCUUGGUGAGGCACAACCCCCCAGGGUCCCUCCCAGCCGUGCUGCAGCUCAGCCCCAGCCCCGGGUGCUGCACGGGCAGCAGGAUUCGGCCCAGUGGCUCUGGAGCCGCCACUGCCCGAUGUGGGGUGCACGGGGCUCCCCGCCACCCUCUCCCUCCCCUGCCCUUGGGCAUCACGCUUGGGGCAGAGCCCGGGCUCAGCCCUGCCAGGGGCAGGGGCGCCUGUGGCCGGGCUGCUGUGGGGGAGCUGCGCUGCUGGGGCGAGCAGGAGCGGUGACGGGCUGUGUGUUUCCAGGGGUCCUUGGGCAGCACAUGAGGGCUCAGCCGGAGAAGUUCCAGCUCGUCUACGACGCCGUUCAACACGCGACAAAGGACAGCAGCCCCUACGUCCAACGCCAGGCACUUCACACUCUGCCCCUGCUCAGAGCUGCAGUGGCAAAUGGCUCCUCCAGAUCCAGGCUGCAGGAACUGCAGAGCCAACUCCGCCAGGCGUGGAGGAGGCGGCGGCCUUCUCUCUGGGGCAAUGGCUGGCUGUGCUGCUGGGGCUCUGCGCAGGACUGAUCCCAGCACCCCAAUAUGCUCUUCCCUGAAUAAACAGUUUAUUGAGUGUCUGAACCUGCAGAUCUCGAGUUACUGCUCUUCUGCCCUUCUGUUUCCAACCAGUGGGUCUUGCUUUGGCAUGG
This is a messenger RNA of Columba livia (rock pigeon), 2694 nucleotides long. Its product is annotated as maestro heat-like repeat-containing protein family member 6. Gene Ontology annotation, cellular component: cytoplasm. Bases 509 to 2572 code for a protein of 687 amino acids. The transcript is spliced from 12 exons. The record is from RefSeq and is a predicted model, not a curated record. NCBI's taxonomy places the organism in Eukaryota, Metazoa, Chordata, Aves, Columbiformes, Columbidae.